Messenger RNA from Scutellospora calospora, 821 nucleotides. The record is from the annotation of a GenBank genome assembly. Lineage: Eukaryota; Fungi; Glomeromycota; Glomeromycetes; Diversisporales; Gigasporaceae.
AUUCGACAGGGACAAGAAAGACAUGAUAGUACCCAUUUACACCUUAUGGCGCUUUCCAAAUCUUUUGCCAAAGAUUCCAACAUUUGAUCCAGUAAUUUCAAAAUUAAGAGGUGGCGCAAAUUUAAUGAUUCCUGGUAUUGCUUUUCCACCUGAAGGAUUGCCGGAUGUUAGUGAAGGUGAGAUCGUGUCAGUUACCAUUAGAGGAUCCACUUAUCCACUUGCUGUAGGUUUCAUGUGUGUACCUACGAACACUCUUAGACGUGGGUCAGUACAAAAGGGUAUCGCUGUGCAAAUAAUUCAUAUUUAUCGUGAUCACUUGUGGAGUAUGGGAGAUAAAAGUCAUCCUCCUGAGGACGAGGAUAUUAAACUCGAUUCUGUUACUCAAAAUCAGGAAUCAAAUGAACAGGACUUUAAUGAAGUACAAGUUGUAGAUGAGACAAUUACUGAGAGUAGUGAGAUCACUGAUCAGAAUGUAAAGACAACAAAUGUGCAAGCUUAUGAUGAAGAACAAGAUAUUGAGGGUUUAUAUGAAGAAUCAGGUUCCAAAAACAAUGAAAUUGAAAAACCUUCUGCAAAAUAUACUACUACAGAAGUCGAUAAUCUUUUGCAGGCAUCAUUUUAUCAAGCCAUCUUAGAAAAAUUGACUCCAUCUGGUACCUUACCUAUCACAAGCUCGCAACUUUAUUCUGCUUAUAUUCUUCCUUCACGUCCAGUUGGAACGGAUAAUGAUGUUGAUGUAAAAAAAUCUAGCUAUAAAAAAAUUACAAAAUUUCUAAAGGCGAUGGAGAAAAAAGGUGUUAUUAAACUCAAGGAACAGCGUG